Messenger RNA from Lodderomyces beijingensis, 819 nucleotides. Lineage: Eukaryota; Fungi; Ascomycota; Pichiomycetes; Serinales; Debaryomycetaceae. The record is from the annotation of a GenBank genome assembly.
AUGUUGAGGAAGAAAAGUCAUACCGAUGAAACCAAACCGCUCACCAUCAACAAUUUUCUUAUAGUAUUCCACGAGUUCCUCAUUGCGUGGUUGAACCUGAUCUUAUACUGCAACAAAAUCUACGACCCCUUGGUCUUUGACGAGCACAAGGCAUUCGAUCUUUUGUUCUACAAGAACAGGCACCCAUAUUUGGAUAAAUUUAUCACUGAUCUAGUUCUCAACAUCAUCAACAAUUUGAUCAUUAGCAAAAAGCAACCGAAUGGCUUGCAGCGAGUCUCGUGCGCCAUCUACGAUACGAGAAAUGGCGUGGUGAAAAGAUCAUAUGCUGUCAAUUUUAGUCACUUUGUGAUGAGUCUCCAUGAGACGAUAACUGAGCUCAGAGUGGAUGCUGAAGAGAUAGACGCGUCUGCAUCGCUAGAGGUCUCGGGUCUAUUUUGGUCUGAGAUCUAUGCCCAGUUCCAGAGCAUUUUGUUUCGACACUUGCAGGAGCUCAAGAAACGAACCACCGUGGCUGGAACGCGACAUAUUGAUGAUGAAGAAGAAGAAGAAACUUCCAUGUCCAAACCUGGAAACCAGAACGAGGGCGAGGAUGACUUGUUUUUUCAAAUCACGGUUGACUUGGACAGCGGCAUCUACCCUAGAAACGAAGAUUGGGUGAGGUUGAGCCUGAAUGACCAUGACCAUGACCAUGACCAUGACCAUGACAAGAGUGAUGAUGAUGAUGACGAUGAUUCUUUGAGUCCUACGGUCAAGGUGUUGGGUAACUUGAGCUUGAGUGUUCUCUGCUUUGAUCUAGUCAAUAAGUAUUACGAAGAUUGA